AUCCUGUAGCUGGCAGCAUGCAUCGUUUCUUUGUGUGUUUCUGUACAUUGGUCUUCAUAGAAGAAAAGGCGCAAUGUUUGUACUUCAAAGAAAAAAACAAGUUGUCAAAAUAAGAAGCCUGAAUGAUACAAAAAAAUAUGGGGUGGCUGCAACAAGUCUGAAAGAGCUUCUCAAAAAGGGGAGUAAACUUCUACAGGUUCCACUCGUCGGUUCGCAUAUUUCCUUGUAUGAAGAUGGAACAGAAUUGACAGAGGACUAUUUCCGAAGUCUUCCAGACAAUGUUGAACUUGUCCUUCUUGCCAUGGAUGAGAGGUGGAACGGAUUUGUCUGCGACAUAGGCCGGUUGCUGGACACCGACAGGAACUCAGAUCUUCUGAUUGAUGCGGCUAAGUUGCUUCUUUCAGACGAGAGGUCUCCAAAGAGACGCAGAUUCCUGGGGGACCUGCUCCUGCACUUGAAGGACAGCUCUGAGACUGAAAACAGAGAAGACGAUGAAGACUGGUUCCAAGGAAUUGAUGACAGAUUUAAGACCAAAUCGGCCUACAUGAAGUACAACUGUGAGAGCAGGAUUCGUGGAUACAUGAAGGAGGUGCAUAGUUAUGCUCAAACCAUCCAAAAACCUAAACUCAAGGACGAAUACAAGAAGACUGCAGAGUGCUUAGUGAUGCAGCUGAAAUCUGACAAGUACAAUGGUUGCUACUUCAACAGGAAAGAAAAGGAACAAAAUCGACUAUGCACCCAGGAGGGAUGGUUCACCUGUCAGGGUGCUUUUGACCAUGAUGAAUGCAAGUCCCUUCACUCAAUCAACCCCUAUGGAAACCGAGAGAGCAGGAUUCUCUUUAGCACCUGGAACUUGGACCACGGGAUUGAAAAGAAGAGGACAGUCAUUCCUACCCUGGCGGAAGCACUGCAGAAACACAAGAGCACCAACAUAAACCUGGACUAUUUUUACAAGCUGCUGUUUACUCGGGAGAAUCUGAAGCUGGUACAUAUUGUAUGCCAUAAGAAAGGUGCACAUGACUUGCUCUGUGACAAAAGGAAAAUUUACAAACAGGGCAAACAAAUGAUUCUCUAAAGUGAAGAUGCAGGGUAUAUGUUUUUCUACUGUUUAUUCUUGAAUUUUGUAUUUCUUUAUUAACUAGCUAACGGAUGAAGUGCAAGACACAUGAUAACUGGUAAAUAACUAAAUGUAAUUAUGGGCAGGGAACAUUGUUUUCUGCUACUAAUCAGAACAGCUUAUUUAUUGAUAAUUUUGUGAUAGUGAUUUUAAAGCACUUCAUCAUGAGCUAUUGUUUAGGUAAUAGUCAAUGGACCAAUCGCAAAUCGUCCCGAGCCCUACACACAGGGGUACGUUCCGUUCGAUUCAACAUUUAGUCGCAACAAUAGUCGCGUGUCAGUUUGUACUGAACGACACGUUUCCCCCAAUACAGCGCACACCAGUCUUCAACAGCCUUUGAGGUACAUUUGGUGGGUGUGACCUGAUCAAUAUGAAUGUGACCAUUUCAAAUGGCAAAAUGUGUCGCACACACCGUACAGUCGCUCUCUGGGCCACCAUAAUGACACCGUUCAACUAUUCGCUCAGAACAAUACUGCUUCUGUUGAAAUGAAAUGCUUAACAUUGUUCUGUACUACUGAAUGCACCCCUGGUGAUCUGAGAGGAUUUGAUUGGUAUAAGCAAAUGGUUAAACUUCCACCCAGCCUAUCAGAGGGCUAGGUGGAGCUAUUACCAUAUUGAUUACAUCUGUCAAAUCCUCUGCGCUCCACAAGUGCAUAGGGUGGGGGGGUUGAAAUAUUUAAGGUUUUACUAUUGUUGGAGUCAAGCAGAUUUGAUGAUUACAGCUGAUUUGAGCACAGCUCCAUCGCCUGUAAGUGUAAUUAGAUAAUUAUGUGAUAAAGUUCUGCUUAGUUUCAAUAGCACAAUACAAAACAGCAGACAGGUAAUUGAAACUUUAUUUAAGUUUCCUUGUAUUGGCAGUGCAACUUUGACUACAAAUAUUGUGCAUACAUAAGGCAUUCAGUAACAAUAUUGUAAAAGAUACAAUAAAAAGAAAAAAAUGAGCACUUAA
Messenger RNA from Salvelinus sp. IW2-2015, 2066 nucleotides. It is a transcript of the gene dffb, whose product is annotated as DNA fragmentation factor, beta polypeptide (caspase-activated DNase). Gene Ontology annotation, biological process: apoptotic process; apoptotic DNA fragmentation. The record is from RefSeq and is a predicted model, not a curated record. NCBI's taxonomy places the organism in Eukaryota, Metazoa, Chordata, Actinopteri, Salmoniformes, Salmonidae. Gene Ontology annotation, cellular component: cytoplasm; nucleus. Gene Ontology annotation, molecular function: DNA endonuclease activity.